AUGUUUCUAGUGACAAAGACAUUUUUAUGGUUAUUAUCCUCUAGUGAUUUCGCCAACUUGAACUGAAGUGAACACUUCUUAGAUAUUGACGGAAUGGCUUCUGGAAAUUUGGAAAUGGGGUUUAUCUUCCUCACUCAGACUAUAGUUGGAAUCCUGGGGAAUUCUUUUCUCCUCUGUUUGUACAAUUUCACCUUAUUCACUGGACACAAGUUGAGACCCACAGACUUGAUUCUCAACCAACUGGCUUUAGCCAAUUCCUUGGUUCUUUUCUUCAAAGGGAUACCACAGACUAUGUCAGCUUUCAGGAUGAAAUACUUUCUGGGUGAUAUUGGAUGCAAACUUGUCUUUUAUAAUUACAGACUGGGCACCGGAGUUUCCUUGAGCACUAUCUGUCUGCUGAAUGGAUUCCAGGCCAUCAAGAUUGACUCCAGCAUGUGCAGGUGGAUGGCACUCAAGUUUAGAUCCCUCAAGUUCAUCGGCUUCUGUUGUUUCCUGUGCUGGAUCCCACAUAUCUUUUUAAGUUCAUGUCUUCUUAGAAUUGUGAGUGGUCCAGUGAGUAACCAGAACUACAGUGGGAAAAAUAAUCAGGAAGACUGUUCUUGGCAAAUGCAAGGGAUAUUUAGCCCAUUAUACACAAUCCUAUAUUUUUCCUCUGAUUUUCUGUGUUUGGGCUUCAUGGUCUGGGCCAGUGGCUCCAUGGUCCUUGUCCUGCACAGACACAAGCAGCGAGUCCAACACAUCCACUGUCACAGCUUCUCCUCCAGAUGUUCCCAUGAGUCCAGAGCCACACGCACCAUCAUGAUCUUGGUGAGCUCAUUUUUCACCUUCUACUCAGUGUAUAAUCUCAUGACUGUUUGGACAACUCUAGUUGCAAACCCAGGCAGGUGGACAGUGAACACCUCUGUGCUUGUGUCCUCGUGUUUUCCUGCACUCAGCCCCUUGGUGCUCAUCAUCAGUGACACCCGUGUCUCUCAGAUCUGCUUUGUCUGCAGCAUGAAGAAGAAUGGCUUUGCAUAA
Castor canadensis (American beaver) is the source of this 1017-nucleotide messenger RNA. Its product is annotated as vomeronasal type-1 receptor 1-like. Gene Ontology annotation, biological process: G protein-coupled receptor signaling pathway. Gene Ontology annotation, molecular function: pheromone receptor activity. Gene Ontology annotation, cellular component: membrane. The record is from RefSeq and is a predicted model, not a curated record. NCBI's taxonomy places the organism in Eukaryota, Metazoa, Chordata, Mammalia, Rodentia, Castoridae.